Molecule: messenger RNA, 1057 nt
Organism: Sander lucioperca (pikeperch)
Lineage: Eukaryota; Metazoa; Chordata; Actinopteri; Perciformes; Percidae
Product: CD82 antigen
Exons: 8
Coding region: 276-989 (237 amino acids)
Cellular component (GO): membrane
Source: RefSeq, a predicted model, not a curated record
CAGCGAGAGAGAAACAGACGGGAAACUUUCUGCUGCUGGAAACACGACGGAGAGAAGAGAGAAUAUGAAGCUGAACGUAAAGAUUCAGCUGCUGAACUUUUGCUUCCAAGUCUUUAACUUCAUUUUCCUGGCUCUGGGUCUGAGUGUGUGACCUUUGACCCCUGCAGGCUCUGGGUCUGAGUGUGUUGGGUUCUGGACUCUGGAUCCUGUUUGACAGAGGAAGCCUGCAGACCGUCCUCCCCUCAGUGGAGCUGCGUACAGUGGGGGCAGGCCUGAUGCUGAUUGGUGCAGUGGUGUUGCUGGUCACUUUGGUCGGGAUUCUCGGAGCGGAAAAACAGAUCCGAGUCGUGCUGCUGCUGUACGUCGGCUUCCUCAUCGUGCUGAUCCUGGGUCAGCUGUUCGUCACAGUGCUGCUGCUCAUCAACAGAGACAAGAUUGAAGUGAGUCUAGAUCAGACGGUGGAUGACAUCAUCGUGAAGUUUGGAGCAGACAGCAGCGAGGACAGACUGAUGGACAGAGUCCAGAAAUAUGAGGGCUGCUGUGGCAGGACGGGCCCUGCUGAUUGGCUGAACAACUCCUUCAUCCAGAGGCUGAACCUGACCAAUCUGGACAUACUUCCUUGUUCCUGUUUCAAGUCGUAUGAGCCCACCGUUAACUCCUCCUGGUGCUCCGAGCUGCUCAACUACACUGGCCCACAGUUCAACUGGGGCAACGGCUCGUAUGACACGGGCUGCAAAGAGAAGGUCAGUGAUUGGCUGAAGGAAAACACUCUGACAGUCGUCAGCAUGGACGUGGGCCUCAUGUUGAUCGAGGGGCUGCAGCUCGUCCUUGCCGUGCAGCUGUACGGUGCUGUCGGCAGGAAGACGGCCGCCAGGAAAAGAGACGCGGUCAAUGAAACGAAUGACGAGCUGGACUACGGAGAGCAGAACUACGCCUACAGCGAUGGUUACACAGACCACCCUGCACAUCACCAUGACUACCAGACCUAGGAGUAAACGUACCUGGAGACGGCCAAUCAACAGGCUUCUUAAAGAAUCAAUAAAGUCAUAAAAUAUGU